AUGUCAGUUGUAUCACCGACUCACUUUGACGAUAAUACAGAAGACUUGCUUCAGCUGUUAACAAAAGCCUGGGAUAAUCCUUUAAAAGCAACCAUUCUCGAGUCGAAAUGGACACGCGAUUAUUUAACAAAACUCACUUCUUUACCUCUAGAUGAACUAUUACAUGAACCAGCACAACUUUUAGAAGAACAAGCAAAAGCGAAGCGCGACGCACAACAGUUAGCAUUUCGAGAUUAUCCUUCGUUUUUACACGCACAAACAUGUCGUCAUCAAGCAGAAGAAACACUGGACGGACUCGAUGAGCAUUUGGCUGAAUUCGUGGCGUCCGUUCCCGACUUGCAACAAGCAUGUGAAGCUUUUGGUGAGCACGCAAAGAUACUAAAAGAAGAACGAGGCAAGAUUACCAGCGUGCUGGAGCAUCAGAAUGUCUUGACCGACUUGCUAGAAAUACCCCAAAUGAUGGAAACAUGUGUUUGGAAUGGCUAUUAUUCAGAAGCCAUGGAUUUAGCUUCUCAUGUACGAUUAUUACAAGUACGAUACCCACUUUCGGUUAUUGGCAGUAUUCAGCAACAAGUGCAAGCGUCUUCCGAUCUGAUGCUCGUUCAGUUGAUAUCGCAUUUACGCAAACCGAUUCGACUUGCAGCCGCCAUGAACGUAGUGGGCUUUUUACGUCGUAUGGAUGUAUUUGAAAGUGAGACUGAACUAAAGAUGGUGUUUUUACGGUGUCGACAUGAUUUCCUGCAACAACGACUGGCGCGUGUGAAACGAGAUAUUGCAUCAGACGAUGCACGACAACAAAGUGUAGAUGCCUUUGAGUACCUAAAACGGUUUGUGGAUGUGAUGCGAGAACAAAUGUUUGAGAUUGGUACACAAUAUAUCUCCAUCUUUUCCAAUGGCGAACAAGGCACCUUAUUAUCGGAUUACAUGGUACAUAUCACUGGUUUAAUCAGGGCGGCACUCAACACGUAUCUGCCCAUGAUUGAAGAUACCUCAGCUCUAGCCUCGUUAUUAACACAGCUUCAAUAUUGCGGCCUUUCGCUGGGAAGAAUCGGACUGGAUUUCAGACAUAUCUUUCGGUACAACCCAUGA
This is a messenger RNA of Mucor mucedo, 1089 nucleotides long. Its product is annotated as oligomeric Golgi complex subunit 8. Gene Ontology annotation, biological process: intra-Golgi vesicle-mediated transport. The coding region runs from base 1 to 1089 and encodes 362 amino acids. The record is from RefSeq and is a predicted model, not a curated record. The transcript has 2 exons. Gene Ontology annotation, cellular component: COG complex. Lineage: Eukaryota; Fungi; Mucoromycota; Mucoromycetes; Mucorales; Mucoraceae.